AUGUCGUCAUCCUCAUCCACCGCCAUCGCGAUACCCAAGCGUAAGGGCAAGGGCCCUGCGUCUUCUCACCACCACCACCACCACCACCACUCCUCGUCGUCGUCAUCCUCGUUCGCGGCGUCCACGCCCUCGACGCCGAAUACCUAUACCCACAACUACAACUACAACUUCACGCCGUCUUCGAACCGCUUCUCAUACAGUAGUAGUGGUGCGGGUGGUAGUGGUAGCUAUGGCUCCACACCUUCGUCUUCUUCGUCGUCUGGUAGCCCUCAGAGCGGUGCGAGCAGUAUGCGGCGCCGUGAGAGUCUGAUGAGCGAGACGUUUUCGCGGCAGGAACAUACUGUUAUCAAUGUGGGAGAAGAGGAGGGGGAGGGUGCGCUGAGGCUGAUUACGUGUGUUAAGGCUAGUCAGGGUUUUGAUUGGAAUAUGGAGAUGUUCCUUCCUUCCUACGUCGAUUACCACUUCGAUGAUCUCGAGCGCCGACAGGAUCCUGUGAAGGAUAUUAUUGUUACGGAUGAGGAGGUUAGGAAUAUGUUUCCGGAGUAA
Alternaria viburni is the source of this 546-nucleotide messenger RNA. RefSeq lists its product as uncharacterized. The transcript is spliced from 2 exons. Bases 1 to 546 code for a protein of 181 amino acids. The record is from RefSeq and is a predicted model, not a curated record. Lineage: Eukaryota; Fungi; Ascomycota; Dothideomycetes; Pleosporales; Pleosporaceae.